CGGUCGCAUUUGCUCACCRACGAAGUCUACCAUCUUGAUUUCAACAGUGACACUUUUAUUAUGUUUGUGCCAGUUUUUCCGCACUGAAUUGAUCCUAAACGAGCAAAUGGCACGAGUCGAUAAGUUGGAAAUGAURAAAACACAACGCGACAAGAAUACUGCAGUUAUUGAGAACAUCAAGUCGAUGUUAAACGCUCAAGUCACAAGAAUGAAGGAUUUUGAAGACCAUAUCAACAAGUAUCCUUGUUCUCAUCUGAAAAGAAAGAAAAGGGCUACCAUACCAGAUGAACAACAAAUGGCGGUUGAAUUGGCUGAGCUCAAACGGUACCUUCCAAAGAUCAUACAAGCCUUGGGGGCGUUGCAGUUAGAAAAGAAAAUACCAGGACCGAGAGGACCACCAGGUCAGUCCGUAGUACCACCACGAUCAGUAAUUAUUUCACCUCCACGUUUGGUUAUCAGUGAAAGUCAGUCGGCCAUCUUGGAGUGUUCUGCCAGUGGAUAUCCACAACCUGUUGUUGCGUGGAGUAAAGUCAACGGUUCAUUACCSAAASAGAGAUUUUUYGUCGACAGUAGCGGGAAACUGGAAUUGAAGAAUGUCACUAUUCAUGAUUCAGGGACCUAUCAGUGUAAAGCUUCCAAUAUUCUUGGCAGUGCAGAAGACAAAUCAGAAAUCGAAGUGAACUUUAGUCCUCGAGUGUCCUUAAYCAAAGGACCAAUCUACAAAAUGGYUGGUGAUGACAUUCGUAUACCUACCUGUCACGUGACUGGUAUCCCUGAACCAAAAGUCACGUGGUCUAUGUCUAUCGGUUCUUUGCCAGAUAAUCGUUCUGUUGUCAGAGAUGGACAGCUUACUGUACUAAAAGCGGAAAAAGWUGAUUCUGGGAUAUACGUUUGCAAAGCUGAAAAUMGUCUUGGAUCAGCCGUAGGAUCUAUUAUGGUAAAUGUUAUCGAUCUGCCUGUGUUUGUUGUCAAGCCACCAUCCUCCAAAACAACACAUAAUGGAGCAACCAUAGUGUUGAAUUGUASSGCUAAAGGUGACCCCCAGCCUGUURUCAGUUGGARAAAAGACAACGGCGUCCUUCCUGUUGGUAGAUAUGAAGUAAAAAAUGCCUCUUUGAUUAUAAGGAACGUCAAGAAGACUGAUUCAGGUGUGUUUUCGUGCACUGCUACGAGUGCUGGUGUUUCUCAUUCACAUGUUAGUACGACAUUAACUAUAUUACAUUUCAAAGAUUGCGCUGAGAUUUACAAAUCAGGAGAGAGACGUAACGGUGUGUACACAGUUCAACCCGACAAGCAGCCUGCAUUUCAAGUCUACUGUGACAUGAUAACUGACGGUGGGGGUUGGUCUGUGUUCCAGCGAAGACAAGAUGGAUCGGUUGAUUUCUUUCGCAAUUGGACGCAAUACAAAACAGGUUUUGGAAACCUGUAUGGCGAGUUUUGGUUGGGCAACGAUUACAUCCAUCGACUGACAUCAAGAACACCGACGAGAGUGCGAGUUGAGGUUGAGGACUGGUACGGAACUAGGAAGUAUGCCAAAUAUGGUAGUUUUAGUGUUGGUGAUGAAUCAGACAAGUACAGGCUGACGGUUGGCUCGUAYUCAGGUUCUGCUGGGGACUCGUUAGCAUGGCAYAACAACAUGGCGUUUACUACAAAAGAUAAAGAUAACGACAAAAACGGUAGAGUUAACUGUGCUUCACUGUAUAUUGGUGCCUGGUGGUAUAAUGAUUGUUAUUAUUCUAAUCUAAAUGGAAAGUACCUUGGAAACAAGGUGUCAAACAAAGGAAUGAUUUGGUUCCAUUUUCAUGACAAUUAUCCAAGUUUAAAGAAAUCUGAAAUGAAAAUGCGUACUAGUGGAUUCUAGCACAGUAAGAAAAAGCUAAAGUUAUUGGUCUCUCUUAUUUGUGCAGAUCAUUUAUCAACGAUAUGUCAAACUCGUCUGUGCUACAUGUAGUGUUUAUAACGAUGAGAUUAGAGGCAAAUAGUCAAUGAYAAAAUAAUGAUUUAUUACAAAAUACAGAACAAAUAUUGUACGCUGGGAAAAUAUUGAUAUCUAUAUGCGUGUUCUGGUAAUGAUAAWAACAACUUUAUUAGUCAGGGUAAACAYCAUUACCGUAAAACGAUAAUUUUCAGGUGGCCCUMAUAGAAAAUAAAUAAUAUAUCUAAAAUUAUGUUUAAAAGACAUUAAGUUAAAAAGGCUAUGUAUAUUAUCACUAUUUACAGAGGAUAAAGUAGAGAGAGUAUAAUGUUUUAAGUAUCUAGGUAAAAAUCUUGAUCAUAUCUCAAUGUCUCCAUAGUGAGACAUGAUAUAAUUAGUU
Molecule: messenger RNA, 2315 nt
Organism: Exaiptasia diaphana
Lineage: Eukaryota; Metazoa; Cnidaria; Anthozoa; Actiniaria; Aiptasiidae
Product: angiopoietin-related protein 7
Exons: 1
Coding region: 107-1861 (584 amino acids)
Source: RefSeq, a predicted model, not a curated record